AAAAACAAUCUGUUCCAAGAUCCCUAAAAAUUUUUUAAAAGGAACCCUAGAUUUUCUCUUCUCUCACGCUCCUUCGUUUCCCUCACUCGCUUUGGCUUCCCCACUCGCCUGCUUCGUGUUCUUCUUUGCUUUGCUCUUUUCACGUCAGAAUUUUACUCUUCGUCGCUCUCUGGGUGGCCGAGAAAAUGCAGUAAAAAUCCCUCAGCAAUCUAAAGGCUUGAAAUUUCAUGAUUUUCGUAGUUUGAAUUCUCAGGUGCUAAGGUUGAUUAUCUCUAGUAGAGAGGUUUCAGUUUCCAAUUUCAUGGAAGCCCGUUGUGGGGUAGUAGUUGCUUUUGAAUGUGUUAGUGAAUCCAUAUGUGGCUAAGGUUAGGAUGGAUUUGCAAGAGAAUCUGGUUAGUGAUGCAGGGGAUGAACAUAUGGUUGACAUUGUAGUUGAACCGCAUAGUAAUAGAGAUAUAGGAAUUGUUGAUGAGUUCAAUAUAGGAGGAGAUGUUGGAUUUAGUGGUGAUCUGGAUCUUGAGCCACGAAAUGGUAUAGAUUUUGAAACCCAUGAGGCAGCGUAUAUCUUUUAUCAAGAAUACGCGAAAUCUAUGGGUUUUACUACGUCGAUUAAAAACAGCAGACGUUCCAAGAAAACUAAAGACUUCAUUGAUGCUAAGUUUGCUUGUUCUAGAUAUGGUGUGACUCCUGAGUCUGAGAGUAGUGGUAGUAGUAGUCGAAGGUCAACUGUGAAAAAAACAGAUUGCAAGGCUAGUAUGCAUGUGAAGAGAAGACCGGAUGGGAAAUGGAUCAUUCAUGAGUUUGUAAAGGAUCACAAUCAUGAACUUCUACCUGCCCUUGCUUAUCAUUUUCGGAUUCAGAGGAAUGUCAAGUUAGCUGAGAAGAAUAAUAUCGACAUUUUGCACGCGGUUAGUGAACGGACCAAAAAAAUGUAUGUUGAAAUGUUGAGACAAUCUGGGGGAUAUAAGAAUAUCGGGCCACUUCUUCAGACCGAUGUCAGUAGUCAGGUUGAUAAGGGUCGGUAUCUGGCUUUGGAAGAUGGAGAUUCUCAAGUACUGCUUGAGUACUUCAAGCGUAUCAAGAAAGAAAACCCCAAAUUCUUUUAUGCGAUAGACCUGAACGAGGACCAACGUUUAAGAAAUCUGUUUUGGGCUGAUGCCAAGAGCAGAGAUGAUUAUUUGAGUUUCAGUGAUGUUGUAUCCUUUGAUACUACUUAUGUCAAGUUUAACGAUAAGUUGCCACUAGCUUUAUUUAUUGGGGUGAACCAUCACUCCCAACCUAUGUUACUUGGCUGUGCAUUGGUUGCUGAUGAGUCUAUGGAGACUUUUGUGUGGCUGAUAAAAACAUGGCUGCGAGCAAUGGGUGGUCGAGCUCCUAAAGUUAUACUCACUGACCAAGACAAAUUCUUAAUGUCUGCUGUUUCAGAGCUCCUACCAAACACUCGCCAUUGCUUUGCGUUGUGGCAUGUGUUAGAAAAGAUUCCUGAAUAUUUCUCACAUGUGAUGAAACGGCAUGAGAAUUUCUUGCAGAAAUUCAACAAAUGCAUCUUCAGAUCUUGGACAGAUGAUGAGUUUGAUAUGAGGUGGUGGAAAAUGGUCAGCCAAUUUGGACUUGAGAAUGAUGAAUGGCUGCUAUGGUUGCAUGAACAUCGCCAAAAGUGGGUGCCCACAUUUAUGAGCAAUGUGUUUCUGGCUGGCAUGUCGACAUCUCAACGUUCAGAAAGUGUGAACUCUUUCUUCGAUAAGUACGUCCAUAAGAAAAUCACACUGAAAGAGUUCUUGAGGCAAUACGGUGCGAUUCUGCAGAAUAGGUACGAAGAGGAAUCUGUUGCAGAUUUCGAUACUUGCCACAAGCAACCUGCAUUGAAGUCUCCCUCGCCCUGGGAGAAGCAAAUGGCAACAACUUACACCCACACGAUAUUUAAGAAAUUUCAAGUUGAGGUCUUGGGGGUUGUCGCUUGCCAUCCUAGAAAGGAAAAAGAAGAUGAAAAUAUGGCGACAUUUAGAGUUCAAGACUGUGAAAAAGACGAUGACUUUCUUGUAACGUGGAGCAAAACCAAGUCAGAACUUUGCUGCUUCUGUCGUAUGUUUGAAUACAAAGGGUUUCUUUGCCGGCAUGCUUUGAUGAUUCUGCAGAUGUGUGGUUUCGCCAGCAUCCCACCUCGAUAUAUAUUGAAAAGGUGGACAAAAGACGCUAAGAGUGGAGUAUUAGCUGGUGAAGGAGCAGACCAGAUACAGACCCGAGUUCAGCGCUACAACGAUUUGUGUAGUCGAGCCAUUGAAUUGAGUGAGGAAGGUUGUGUGUCAGAAGAAAACUACAACAUCGUAUUGCGCACACUAGUUGAGACCCUGAAAAAUUGUGUUGAUAUGAAUAAUGCUAGAAACAACAUCACUGAGUCUAAUAGCCAGCUUAAUAAUGGUGCUCACGUAGAAGAAAACCAGGUAAUGGCUGGCGUAAAAGCAACAAAAAAGAAGACAGUUUAUAGGAAAAGAAAGGUACAACAAGAGGCUGGGCAAAUGCUUGAAUCUCAACAGAGCUUGCAACCAAUGGAAAAUAUAAGUUCAGAGGAAAUGAGUAUCAAUGGUUACUAUGGUCCUCAACAGAACGUUCAAGGAUUGUUAAAUCUAAUGGAGCCACCUCAUGAAGGCUACUAUGUGAAUCAACAAACCAUCCAAGGCCUGGGACAACUGAAUUCGAUAGCACCGGUGCAGGAUAGCUUCUUCACGAAUCAGCAAGCCAUGCCUGGGCUGGUACAUUAUAAAAUCCUCCAAACUGAGAUUAGAAGCUGUAUAAUGAAUGAUCUUAUUGUAAAUAUUUGUUGCUUGAUUGCCCCGCGCAGGGCCAAAUCGAUUUCAGACCUCCUCCCAAUUUCACUUACGCUAUGCAGGAAGAGCAUUUGAGAUCUGCCCAAUUACCGGGUAGUUCAUCAAGGCAGCUAUAGUAAACACGUUUUGAUUUAGUUUGAAGAGAAGUUUUGUCUAACGAAGCAUAUAUGCAAGAAGCUGUUCCAAACAUGAGAAAAACACAAGAUCUUCCAUGGAGCUUAGUUGCAAUGACAAGAUGAAAUCUUUUAGAUUGGUUUCUGUAUAUUAUGAGAUCGACUUUGAUGUAUGAAUGUGGGGAUGAGAUAUUGUCUAUCUGACUGCAUCAUUUUGGGAUUUAAUAGAAGCAUUUUGUAACAACACCUUCAUCUAAACACAUAGAAGUCUCCACUGUGUAUUAGUUUAAGAA
This is a messenger RNA of Arabidopsis lyrata subsp. lyrata, 3231 nucleotides long. Its product is annotated as protein FAR-RED IMPAIRED RESPONSE 1. The transcript is spliced from 7 exons. NCBI's taxonomy places the organism in Eukaryota, Viridiplantae, Streptophyta, Magnoliopsida, Brassicales, Brassicaceae. Gene Ontology annotation, molecular function: zinc ion binding. Gene Ontology annotation, biological process: regulation of DNA-templated transcription. The coding region runs from base 372 to 2900 and encodes 842 amino acids. The record is from RefSeq and is a predicted model, not a curated record.